AGCAUCCGUCGGCAGAUCAAAGUCAGAUGAUGCAGAUAAUGACAUGGAACGGCGGAGACCCGUGAAAGGGAUAAACCAUAACACGGAAGUAAAUCCUCGUGAGCCUCAUCUAUGUACAUCGAUCCUUACCAAUAGUUUAUCUCCUGCUACCAGUCCUCAGGGUGUUUAUCAAGAUAACGACCAUGUCUCUCCCCUCUCCAGCAGCAGAUCAAGCUUAUAUGAAUGUCUCCGCCCUCGAGGCGGGAAGUUUACGUGUGCCCCUACAGAUUGUCGUCGCUGGAUCAUCCCCAACAGAUGCCGUUCGAAAUCCCUCACUUGCAUUCUUGCUUCGCCACUCAAAAAGUGGUCAUCAAGUUGUUUUUGAUCUGGGGAUACGCCGAGAUAUAUUUUCUCUGCCUCCCGCAGUACAGCGGCGCAUCCAACAUUUUGACUUCCAGCCGGAAGUUCCACAAGACGUGGCAGAAUCAUUGAAAGCAGGUGGAACGCAACCAGAGCAGAUUGACACCGUCGUUGUCAGUCAUCUUCACUGGGACCAUAUCGGUGAUCCAGAGCCAUUUAAGAAUGCUACUUUCGUCGUCGGUGAACAAUGCAAGGAAAUACUUGCAACAGGUUAUCCCGUGACAGAAGACGCCGGAUUUUCGUCAACUGCCAUCCCCAUCGAAAGAACCAGAUUUCUUUCUGAGUUAGACAUGAAUUCAUUCAUUGGACCAUACUCAAAUGCCAUCGACUACUUCGGAGAUGGAAGCAUGUAUAUAGUAGAUGCUCCAGGACACAUUGGGGGGCAUGUGAACAUACUGGCGCGUACAUCUGCUGAAGGGUCAUGGAUACUCCUCGGGGGUGAUUCUGCAGGAGACUUCAGAUUGAUCACAGGAGAAAAAGAGAUCGGACACUACACCGACGUCAAUGGGUGCUUUAGAUGCAUCCACGCGAACAAGGAACUCGCACUGGAGAAUAUUGAGAGGAUCAAGGGAUUGCUCAGCAAUUCGAAGGUUCAGGUGCUGAUUGCCCAUGAUGUUGUUUGGUACGAAGAUAACAGGGGCGGACCAGCUUUCUACCCUGGUAUUAUUCCAGCAAAAGCAUGAUCGUUGCAGAGAUGACAUACCACAGCCGAUUUUGUCAAUCGCUACUUAAUUAGAUGGAAACAUCAUUCUACUGAAAGAAAUUGCACUACCUCCGUG
This is a messenger RNA of Suillus subaureus, 1178 nucleotides long. RefSeq names its product beta-lactamase-like protein. Bases 183 to 1082 code for a protein of 299 amino acids. NCBI's taxonomy places the organism in Eukaryota, Fungi, Basidiomycota, Agaricomycetes, Boletales, Suillaceae. The record is from RefSeq and is a predicted model, not a curated record. The transcript is spliced from 3 exons.